Molecule: messenger RNA, 663 nt
Organism: Cavenderia fasciculata
Lineage: Eukaryota; Evosea; Eumycetozoa; Acytosteliales; Cavenderiaceae
Exons: 1
Coding region: 1-663 (220 amino acids)
Source: RefSeq, a predicted model, not a curated record
AUGUCAUCAAUGAAAGAAAGGUUGGAUGCACUAGCUGCUAAAAAGAGGGCUGGAAAUCCAGAGAAUAAAUCGAUGGGUACCUCUACGAGAAAGCCAUCUGCUCCCACUUCAAAGCCUCAAGGUAGCAGUGGCACUAGCAAUGCUAGAGUACAAUCAAUAUCACUCAAUUCAAGAAAGACAAAGGUCGAAGAUGAAGAGGAACCAAGUGGAGAAGAUUCCUAUGAAGAUGAUGGAUUUGUCGUCAAAGACGAUGAUAGUGACUAUAGCGAAAGCGAAGAUGAUUCAUAUUCACCAUCAUCAGAUUCUGAGAGUAGCGAAGAAGACAGAAAAAAGAAGAAGAAAACAAGUAGCAGUAGCAGUAGUGUCAGUAAAAAGUCAUCAUCAUCAAGCAGCAAAGAUAAAAAGGCCGCUCCAGCACCAGUUAAAAAAUCAUCAUCGUCAUCAUCAUCAGACAAGAAAUCAUCGUCAUCAGACAAAUCAACAGACAAGAAACGAAAGCAUAAAGGAUCAGAUGAUGAAAGUGGUUCUGGUGAUGACAAUGAUUCUUUGAGUUAUCCAUUCAAAGGAGAUAUGCCAACAAGUAGAACUCGUGGACGUAUACCAAUAGCAAUGCCCAUUUUAAUGGAAUCUGAUGGAUCAGAUUCUGAUGCUUCAGAUGAAUAG